This is a messenger RNA of Prorocentrum cordatum, 888 nucleotides long. The record is from the annotation of a GenBank genome assembly. NCBI's taxonomy places the organism in Eukaryota, Dinophyceae, Prorocentrales, Prorocentraceae.
GGGCGCGCGGGCCGCGGGGGGCCGCACGGGGCGGCGCGCGCGUCCGUCGCGGCGGUCCACGGGGACGGGGGCCGGUUGAAGGAUGCUCAGGACGUCCCGCCGCCGCGGCGCCGCGCCAUGGUGCCGCGGGGCGCCCUAGCCAGCGUCCGCCGCGCGGCGGCGGCUGCGCCAACCUGGGGGCGGCGGGCGGCCGCCGCGGCCCCGCGCGGCGGGCGUGGUGUGCGCCCAGGCCACGACAGAGGCCGUGCUGGCCGCCGGCGCCAGGCGCAGGCCGACCUGGCCGACGUGCUACUGGCGAGCUGGAAGCUGGGGAAGAGGCGCCUGGAGGAGGCGGUGGACCACUCCGCGCUGGUCGCGGCCCUGAAGGACACCUCCUUCGGCCGGCACAUCCCGACGAAGACGUGGGUGAAGGCGGGCGUCGCCAUCGGCAUCAGCACGGUGACGGGCUCGCUGGUCGUUCUGGCCCUGCUGCGUCACCAGCUGGCGCGCCAGACGGGGAACAUCACUGCCGAGGCCACCACAACGGCGCUGCGCGACGAGGCGCUCGUAGCGCAGCUGCAGGACAUGAUCGGCCAGUCGCUCAAGGAGCCGGCGACGCGCGAGGGCAUCCGGCAGAUCUGCGUGGAGGUCCUGAUUGACCCGCAGGUCUGAAACGGGGGGGCAGUCUUGGCUUCAGGGCCUCGUCUCGGGUUGGUUCGGCGCGCGCUCGGGUCUCUUUCAGUCGCUCUGUGUCACCACGGCGAUUCGGUCCGCUCCCCCCCAUCCUGUCUUCGCAGCCCUCCGUCCUGCCGUUCUUCUGGCCUGCUCGCCCGACAGGUUAGGGUUGUUGGAUUGAAGCAAAGCUUCCGCCCCGCCCGCUCGCCCUGUACCGCGGCCGCUAGGGCCCAA